UUCUUUUAUUUUUUUUUCUUUUUUAGUCUUUUUCCUGGUAAAUUCAAUACCCAAACAAGUUGCCGGGAAAAUCAUUCCAGUCCAAUUAACUCUUUUUGUAUAUUCCCAGAAGUCAAAGGACAGCAAGCUGGUACAUGAUUAGACGAACCCAUCUGCAUGAGAAGAAUUGUCUACUGUCUAUUGAUCUAAACCAGUCCAAUUGGCACUGAAACUCGAAUUUCUUGGGAAACAAACAGAAAACUGUCGGAAAAUUUCCUUGAUGCAUCAAUAAGUGAAUGCUAAAGGUUGACCCUUCUGGAUUAGAACUCUGCCAAUUCCCACUCCACAAGCAUCACACUCUACCACAAAGAGUUCAAGGAAAUCUGAUAGAGCAAGGACAGGAGUAGACAUCAUAGCGUCCUUCAAUUUGACAAAGGCAGCUUCAGCAUCUGGCCCCCAAUUAAACGCAUCCUUUCGCGACAAGGUUGUUAAAGACUCUGAGAUUCUUGAUGGCUGAAACAAUAGCUAUAGUAGGAGCAGUUUCCGGUGCGGUAGGGGCAGCAGCAGGAGUGGUGCAAGCUGCUUCUCAAGCUAAGCCGAUAUUUUGGGAUCCACCCAUGGACGAAGUGGAGGAGAUUCAUGAUGCUUUAAAUGCAGCAGUACGUGCACUCAGUUCUAUAAGGAAGGAUUUCAUGAAUGAAGUUGAGAGAAACAAGAUGAAGGCACCAUCUGAAACUUACAUGGAAUGGAUCAACAGGGCAGUGGAGAUUGAGAAACAAGUGAAAUUUUCAGUAGAUGAAUAUGGAAAACAUAGCAAAGAAGAGUCAUCUUUUUGGUUUCCUUCGUCCUCAUAUUUCAAAGAGGAGAUGAUAAAGAUGUACAAGAAAGUUACCAAUCUUCUAAAUGAGGGCAACCAAAUCAGAGAUAAAAUUCUGGUUGAUCAACCACCAGAAACUGUAUUGAAGAGGAGGGGACCAGAUAUCAACAAAUUCGAAACACUUCGAAAACCACUAGAGCAGAUACUGGAUUUGCUGGAAAAAGACAAUGUUAAGGGGAUCAGAAUCCACGGAACAGUGGGGAUUGGGAAAACAACCAUAAUGCUCAACUUGAAUAACCAUGAACAAGUUGCCAAAAAGUUUGACAUAGUCAUAUGGCUCACAGUAUCAAAAGAGGGGAGUAAGAAAAAUUUGAGCCGGGAGCAUCUGCAACAGGCUAUUGUGCAAAGAAUGGAAAUAAAGAUGGAAGGUGCUAGCAAUGCUGACAAAGUUGCCCGAAGAAUAUUCAAGGAGUUGAAGGGCAAGAAGUACUUGCUACUUUUGGAUGAUGUCAAGGAAGAUCUCAAUUUAAAUGAAAUUGGGAUUCCUGAAAGCAACAAUGGCUGCAAGAUAGUAUUAACAACUAGGCUGCGUCAAGUUUGUUCCUCAAUGGUGGAUAGGGUGAUUAAGGUGACAUAUUUAUCUCUAGAUGAGGCAUGGAAGAUGUUUCAAGAUGUUUUAGGAAGCCCAAAACUUAUUGCAAAUCAAAAAAUUCGGAAACUUGCUUGGCGAGUUUGUAAAGAGUGCAGUGGACUUCCACUCUUGAUAGAGAAAGUAGCAAAUACUUUCAGAUUGAAAAACACCGAGUACCUUUGGAGUGAUGGAUUGGAUAGUUGGAGGAUGUGGCCUGAAAAAGAAUGUCAAGGCAUUAGGGAAAUGUAUAAAUUGUUGAAAUUUUGUUAUGAUGACUUGGACGAUGACACGUAUAAGAAAUGCUUUCUUUAUGGUGCAUUAUAUCCUGAAGAUAGUGACAUCAACACAGAUUAUUUGUUGGAGUGUUGGGCAGCUGAAGAUCUCCUUGGCAAUGAUGAUUGUGCAACGAAGGAGUCCAUCAUGAUUGGACAUUUAAUAUUGAGCCGCCUUAAGAAUGUGUCAUUACUUGAGGAAGGUAAGAAUGAUAACCGUGUUACAAUGCACAAAUUCAUCCGACAAGUAGCCUUAUAUAUAUCAGAAGAUGAACCUGAUUGUAAAUAUCUAGUGAAAACGAGCAAAGCAUUACGACGGCCCCCAGAUGAAAAAUCUUGGAGUGAGAAGAAAAGGAUCUCAUUGGGUGACAAUAAGUUGGAUUGGUUACCAGAUUCCCCCAAUUGUAGUUUGCUUUCCAGUCUCUUCCUGCAAAAGAAUUCGGCUCUUGACAUGAUCCCUGCAUUAUUCUUUGAGCAUAUGAAAAAUCUUAGAGUUUUGGAUUUAUCUGACACAGGAAUCAAGUUGUUACCAUCAUCUCUUUCAAUCUUGAUCCGACUCAAGAUCCUUUAUCUAAAUAAUUGCAAACAUUUGGUGGAGCUCCCUUCUGACAUUAUAGAGCUUGUACAUCUUGAAGCACUUGAUAUUCAGGGGAGUGGAGUCGAUAAUAUACCACCUCAUAUUGAGAAGUUGAUCUGCUUAAAGCGUUUGCGAGCAUCAUUUGCCACCAAGUCUGGAAAUGAAAAUGCCUCCCAAGAGGUACAUUUUAACUAUAAUAUAAUUUCAAAGCUUUCUAAAUUGGAAGAAUUGGUCAUUGAUGUGAAAUCUCCGGAGCAAUGGUCUAUUGCGGUGGUAGAGAAUAUCAUAAAAGAAGUGGCCGCAUUGCAAGAACUAAAGUCUCUGAAGUUUUCCUUUUCUGAUAAGGUUGUAGACGUCAUUGAGGUUGCACCUAUGACUCUUCGUAUCAGCGUUCCUAAAGCUACAAUUCUCCUAAGUUUUAUCGAAAGUAGUUCAUGGAAAGAUGUCCAGAGCAUUAGCUCAUUUGAAUUUUACAUUGGUUGCCAAAACUCAGAACCUCCUCAAAUUCCCGACUUUUUUAGAUAUGAUAAGUAUGUCAAAUACUCCAAUAGUGUGGGUAGCAAUUCUCCAAUUCUCAGAGUCCUUGCUGAAGCUGAUGGAUUUGAAUUAGUGAACCACAAAGACAUCAAGCAGCUGUCCGACCUUGGAAUUGCAAGCAUGAACAAGGUCCAAGGUUGUCUAAUUGAAAGUUGUGAUGAAAUUGAAACCAUAGUGGAUGCAGUGGACAGUGCAGUAUUGCCAAACUUAGAGCACUUGUACAUAAAGAAUCUACCAAAGCUGGAAAGCAUUUGUAAGGGCCCAAUGCAACCUGGAAGCCUAACUAAAUUAACAACUCUACAUCUGACUAGUUGUCAAAUGAUGGUCAAGAUUUUUCCUCCAGGUGUGAUUCAACAACUUAAUGAAAUCCAGUAUUUGAAAAUUGAAAAGUGCCAAGAAAUUGAAGAAAUAAUUGCAGAAUCUGACGCUGCUGGAAAUCUGAAUGUACUGCCAAAGCUGAAGGAGCUGAUUCUCCUUGACAUGAAAAAAUUGAGUGGUGUUUGCACAAUUGAGUCACUGGAGUGGGGAUCCUUGGAGAAGGUUGAGAUUUUUAAGUGUCCUGUUUUGCUUGUAUUACCUUUCAACAAAGAUAAUGCAGCAAAGCUGGAAACUAUUGAAGCAGAGAAACAAUGGUGGGAAGCAUUUCCAUGUGGUGAGGUCAAAGAACGGCUUAGAAAAUUUUGUACCCUCAGAAGAUGGUCAUAUGAGCUCUUGAAAUUCAGCAGCCCUAUCUCUUUUGCCAAAAUAGUUGAGUAGUCCCACUGGCAUGGAGCUUUCAAGUUACUUUGGAUGUGAUGGUGAUGGUGAUGGUGAUGGUGAUGGUGAUGAUGAUGAUGAUGAUGAUGAUGGUGAUGGUGAUGUUGUUGUUGUUGAGUGCUUGUUUUGCAUGCAUGUGUGUUUGUUCCUUCUUGUUUGUCCUUGUCUAUGCUGCAGCAAUUUUACAUGUAUGUAUUCAUAUAUGAAAACAGCAGACCUGGUUUCUGUUUUAUAUGGUGUGCUACAGAACAAGACUGAUCAGCUGGCCAUGUAUGUUAUCUUUUACUUAGCACACUUCUUUGUGUUCUGUUUUAGCCGUUGAUUGAUAUUCUAAUUAUGUUCUCAUCGCU
This is a messenger RNA of Camellia sinensis, 3919 nucleotides long. The record is from RefSeq and is a predicted model, not a curated record. Lineage: Eukaryota; Viridiplantae; Streptophyta; Magnoliopsida; Ericales; Theaceae.